Manis javanica (Malayan pangolin) is the source of this 1451-nucleotide messenger RNA. The record is from RefSeq and is a predicted model, not a curated record. NCBI's taxonomy places the organism in Eukaryota, Metazoa, Chordata, Mammalia, Pholidota, Manidae.
UUUGGUCAGUGGGCCCAGAUUCUGCUCCAGACAGUGUUCUGAGCAGCCACAGCCACAGCCGCUUCCACCUCAGCCCUGGCCCCAGGACUGGAACCUCUCCGGCGGCUCUGUUCGAACACAACCUUGACAAAGACAAUGAGAAAGAGAGAGAGAGAGAAGAGCUUUUUCAGAUGAUGGGAGGGCUGGGAACUUGGGGUGUUACCAAGAGAAAGGAGGAGCACCUGGUGAACGGCUCUGCCUGGCCUGUGUCCAGCUUCCCUCCUCACACUGAGGGCAGAUCCAGGGGUAGCAUCUUCCCCACAGGGAAGUUCUUGUCUUUGAACCAAUCUACUUGGACUGAGGUGCACAGGAGGGGACCUGAGGCACGGGAGUGCUGGUGCUGGGAAAGCCCCCACCACCCCCACAACCUCUACUCCGGCUUUGCAAACAAGGCCUGAGGGUCUCCUGGAGUUGUGCAAUGAACUGGAAGGCCACCUCACCUUGGCCUCCCUCUGCCGCUGGCAGGAGAGGAAAUCUCCCAGGGCUGGGUGUGCCAAGGUGAGAUUGAGCCAGCCCUCCUGGCCCAUGGGCAGGGCAGGUGUUGCUCAGUGAUAAGCCAACCCCUCCAUUGUAGUUGAUGAUCCCUGGGAAGCCUUGCUCAGGAGAACAGCAAAUUGCUUCCUCAGUGGUGCAGCAGGUGGCACGUAGUCCUGGAUCCUGACUGUGCCUUCCCAGAGCGCGGAGGGCUCCACUUCGCACUGUGGCCCGCGUGCCCCUGCCAUCAGCAAGACCUCAAGUGCUGGCCCCCUGCCACAACUCAGGGAGAGGGCAGCAUGAGCUGGUCCAGGCAUGUAGGUAAGAUUCGGAAACGCCUGGAAGAUGUCAAGAGCCAGUGGGUCCGGCCAGCCAGGGCUGACUUCAGCGACAAUGAGAGUGCCCGGCUGGCAACAGAUGCCCUUUUGGAUGGGGGUCCCGAGGCCUACUGGCAGGUACUCAGCCAGGAAGGUGAGGUGGACUUCUUGUCCUCCGUGGAGGCCCAGUAUAUCCAGGCCCAGGCCAAGGAGCCCCCCUCUGCUCCAGAGCCUCUGGGAGGGGCCGAGUCUGGCCCCAGGGGACACGACUCCUGCUCCCUACAGUCUGGGACCUAUUUCCCCAUGGCCUCCGAGGGCAGUGAGCUGACCCUGCUGCACACCUGGGCCUUGGCCGAGAAGCCCUACCUGAAGGACAAGUCCAGUGCCACCGUGUACUUCCAGACAGACAAGCACAACAACAUCCGGGACCUCAUCCGCCGCUGCAUCACGCGGACCAGCCAGGUAUCGAUAGCGGAGCCUGUACCCUGGCCAGAGGCCGGCAGGGAGGGACGGGGGCCUGUGGAGGGGGAAGCGGGAGCGAGUCCUGCUCUAAUGGAGUCCAGAGGCUGGACUCAGGAUGGAGUCAGGGAUGGUACUCUCUGCCUUGCCCUGGAUCACUGA